Messenger RNA from Trypanosoma theileri, 3894 nucleotides. RefSeq lists its product as uncharacterized. NCBI's taxonomy places the organism in Eukaryota, Euglenozoa, Kinetoplastea, Trypanosomatida, Trypanosomatidae. The record is from RefSeq and is a predicted model, not a curated record. The transcript has a single exon. The coding region runs from base 1 to 3894 and encodes 1297 amino acids.
AUGGCCGUUCACCUUACCCCGCUAAAACGCACACAACUACUUGACCUCUGCAGUUUGGUGGAGUCAGUCCUGCAGUCAACAUGUGCCACCCCCUCCUCUGGAAUCUCCUCCAGUGGGAUGCUGUCUAGUAGCAGUAAUAAUGAUAAUGAUAAUAAUAAUAAUAAUUACACAGAGGUUGCAACAAAGUGUAACUCGUGUGUAGAUGAACAUCCAUUCGUUACCGGCGCCUUCUGUGAUGUUUUUGAGGAUCCACUGACUCGACACGCGUGGCGUUUGUAUGAUAAGAUGUUAUACCUUGUCUGGUGGUCCUACCGACCGCCUUCUUGUACGGAAUGUGGAAUGCAAGAUGCGUGGGUACCAUCUGCCGAUAGUGAAAUGAAGUGUGGUCAUUGUGGAACUGGAGCUGGUACAACUUCUGUGAAUGAUAUUGUGGAGGAUUUCCCAGCUGUAGGAGAUGAGAAUGGUGAUGAUGACGAUGUUGGAAGUGGUGAUGAUAAUGUUGAUGGGAAUGAUGUGGAAGCUGGUGGGGUUUCUGCAGCUAGUAAUGGUGGUGGCCCUGUAGCAUUAUAUAUGUUUUUCUAUGAAUGGCUUUUACGAAUUCAACAAACACGGUGUGUGAAAGGUCUUGUACUUCCUGCUCGGGAGGUUCUCGCUGCUGUAUUACGUGCGGCGUAUGAUUUGGCACUUUUAUUUGUCCUUCCAGGAGUACCAAGUGGAGGUGCUGUAGUCUUAAGAGGUGGAGCUUUAUAUUUGAGUUUAGUAUUGCAUCGAUUUUCUGCACCUUUUCCAUUAUUUAGUUUGGCAGGUCGUGUUCAAUCAUUAGAUGCACCUAAUACUCUAUCAGCCAUUAGUGUAGGUGAAGAGCAGAAUGAAGAAUUACAAUGGACAGAUGUGGAAUUAUUGGCUGCUCUUAUUGGUGUUACACUAUCUGAUUUCUUUGAAUCUUGUCAAGUAGGAGUACAGUAUUUGCAAAAUAUUAUGACGGUAGCAGCAGCAUUUGCCGUACCUAGUGCUCUUUGGCAUCCACAACGUGUAGAGGGACGUACGGCGUAUAUGAUGUCAUUACGAAAAAAAAGAAAAACUUCUUCUUCACAUCAUUAUCCAGGAUUCUCAACUGGUCUCUCCCCAGAGCAUACAGCAAUGAUUGUAGCAUUGGAAUUAGCACGUGCAUUCGACUCACAACCAUGUGCUCCAGAGCAUGCAGGACGUAUUGGUGCCUGGUUAGAUCAAUUAGGUCUAUAUCCACAGCGUAGUUCAUAUCCUAAUAAUAGUAAUGGUGAUAGUGGAACUACUACUACUACUACUACUACUACUACUACUACUACAGCAACAGCAGCAGUGGAAGACACUACAUGGUGGACUUCUCCUCUCACUACCGAGACAUCUCCCUUUGCCGGAAUUAUGCAUGUUGUUUUGUUAUCACCAUGUGCAAAUGCAUUAUUGUAUAUCUUUGCAAAUGCCUUUUCUAUAUCAGCGCUAGAAUUAGCAGAUAUGGCUGCGAGUAGUGGACUUUAUUGUGGACCUACACGUUUCUUUGAGACUUUACGUGAGGCUGCUCAAGAGGGGAACUACACCCUUAUGCCACUUUCUCGUCGUCUCUCUCCCAUUACCUCUUUUUGGACGAGUACCUACUUUGCAGUACACUCGGAAGAUCGUCUACCACUACUUGCGGCACUGCAGCACAUGCGAACAGUGACAACGCGUGAUAAGGAGAUUCCUGUAGCCCGAGUGGUGCAACGUAUUCUACGCAAACAUCACUCUGUACGUCGUUACCAACUAAACUACAGUAUCCGCGUCUCAGAUGACUCGGAGCGGCAACAAUUAAAAGGAGUUUAUUUCCUUAGCUAUGUGAAUGAAAGGUGUGCGGUGUUCACUGGGGUUCGUUCUGCCCGUAAAACCAUCACCUUUGAUGGAAUGACAGGUGAUGUGAUCCUCUGCGUACCCGGAGCUCGUGGUCGACAGGUCAUCAGCCAAACUGGAAGUGGAAUGAGUGGAUUAGAUGUAGAGUUCAGUGGCCCUAUAGUCGUGCAUGUAGAGUCAGCAGCGGCGAAGUGUGUGAUGGACUGUGCACGGCAGGGACUUGGAGCCGCGGCGUGGCAGGCGGCGGUGCGACUUCUCGAUCGCUGCGGUCGUGUACGGCGGCGGAUGCGAGUGCCGAUGUUGGCAUCUCGUUUAGAAGCGCUUGCCUCUGUGCGGGCCCCUGCCGCUACUGCCAGUCAUUGUAGUAUGGGGCCGGUGAGUCAUCAUACGCGGAGUGGACCUGGCAUGGGAGCCAUGAGUGGGCGGAGUCAGGCACCAGUCACCUUGUUGGGAUGGGGAGAAACAGAAGUAUUGCUGACGGCCUUACCGCAUGUACAUACACCUGCACAUGUUUGUGUGUUAAGGAGUGAAUUGCAGCGGAAUCUUCUUUCGCUUCCUACACCAUCUCUUGUUUUUGGGAUAUCGGAGAAUCGUGCCAUUGCGAUGUAUGCCGUCCUUGUGGCUCUGCUUGAACGUAUUGAACAGGAACUCACACAACUGUAUGCUGGUUCACAUGGAGAGAGUGGAAAACGAACUACUACUAAUACCAGUAGUGGAAAUAGUAAUACUAAUGGUGGGAAUAUGCCUCCCAUGUUGUUACCAUUAACACCAAUUACAGGUCCACUCACAUGGAUAGAUGUUUUACUCUACGAAGAAGAAAUGGAGACCUACACCGCAACGACGCCUCUUCCUCUUGCAUCACCACGUUUAAAAGGGAGCACACCAACAUCGCAUGCGGUUUACAAUAAUGGUGUUUGUGAAAGUCCUGUCCAACUCCCGGCUUCUACCGCUACGAUUGGUUUGGAACAACAACCGCAGUUUCUACUUCCACAGAGUGUAACUCGAUCCACACCAACACCACAACCACAACCACAACCAUCAUCAUCCCCACAGCAACAGCAUCAACAACAACAACAACAACAACAGCGUAGUCGAGAGAUUGAAAUCAUACCAAGUUAUCAAGAUGUCCUGCUUGGACUCGCAAAUAAUGUUGGUGUUAGUGAUAGUCGUGGGAGUCGUGCUCGUGGAAUGCCAAUGAGCCGCACCCGUGCGGUUGCACAACAGCGAGAUCGUCAACAACAACGUCGUGGAAAUCAAACACGAUCUCGUCCAGAGGCGGGAGAUGAGACUGGACGUUCAAUGGCAGGACUCCAUUCAUCCACAUCUAACAGUUGUUCUUGUUAUACCUUUAAUCUAUUUAGUGCGGAAGAGUGUCGAAAACGGUUACACUGCCUUCUUCAGUUUAUUAUUACUUAUAAAGCCAAACAACAACAACAAAAACGUGAAAAGACAUUGGUUGUGGGUAUAGGAGGAGAGAGUGUUGGCAUGAAUGCAACUGUGGAUACAUCGCCAAUGGUAAAGAAAGACACUCCCCCACGUGAGAGAGUGGGAAGUAUACCAAAGCAUCACACCCCACCUAUCCGCAAUGGUGGAACUCCAUCCAUGCAUCCACAAACAACACCUACCGGAUUGCCAUCUUCUUUGGGCGGAAAAGUGAAUAAUAAUAGUAAUAAUAAUACUACUGCUAACAUCAGUAAUUCCCCAUUGUUGGAAUCCAUGCGGCCACAACAACAACAACAAAAUCAUCAUCGUCAUCAUCGACGACGACGAUGCUCACGCUCUAUUGGUACUCCUGAUAGCAGCGAAGGCAGUGACCAUGGGGGGCGUAGUCCUCUCAUCACUGCUGAGGGAACACCACGCUCACGUAAACGCCAUCGUCAUCAAAACAAUGGCGGAGUCGAACAUUGGAAUAAUAAUAAUAAUAAUAAUAAUAAUAAUAAUAAUAAUAGUGUUAGUGGUGAUUUUGAUGAUGAUGAUAAUGAUGAUGAGAAGGAAGGGAAUAUAAAGAAGAAUAAAAGAGAACGCCUCGAAUAA